Molecule: messenger RNA, 1594 nt
Organism: Anolis carolinensis (green anole)
Lineage: Eukaryota; Metazoa; Chordata; Lepidosauria; Squamata; Anolidae
Product: serum response factor-binding protein 1-like
Exons: 3
Coding region: 192-881 (229 amino acids)
Source: RefSeq, a predicted model, not a curated record
AGCAGGUGUCCAGCCAAUCAGCAAGUGGCUUGAGCCACAGGAAGGAAGGUGCAUAGGGCAUGAUGAAAGCACAGGCAGCUGGAGGAAGGCAAGAGAGACAAUGGGAGGAACACUCAAGGCAAACAGACCUAGAAGAAGAGCAAGGCAAAGACUGCAGCUGGAGCUCAUAGAAGGAAUCAAAAGCAGAAGCCAUGGCUUCCAAGGCAAAGGCACUGGCCAAGCCAGCAGUGGCCAAGACAGCAUUGGCCAAGCCAGCAGUGGACAAGCCAGCAGCGGACGAGCCAGCAGCGGACGAGCCAGCAGCGGACGAGCCAGCAGCAGACAAGCCAGCAGUGGACAAACCAGCAGUGGCCAAGACAGCAGCGGCCAAGCCAGCAGCAGCCAAGCCAACAGUGGACAAACCAGCAGCAGACAAGCCAGCAGUGGACAAACCAGCAGUGGCCAAGACAGCAUUGGCCAAGACAGCAUUGGCCAAGCCAGCAGCAGCCAAGCCAACAGUGGACAAGCCAGCAGCAGACGAGCCAGCAGCAGACAAGCCAGCAGUGGACAAGCCAGCAAUGGACAAACCAGCAGCAAUGGCAGACACAAAGGGCAAAGGUGGCAAAGCAAGAGCUAAAGAAACUGCCCAAAAGAUCCACCAGCGGACAUCAGCCAUGGCCACUAACUUCCCUUUCAACAUGGCUUCUCCCAAGAAACUGUGGACCGGUCUUCAGGUUGCUGCAGCCAUCGGUGUUAUCGUCUUUAUCAUCUCGAUCUCCAUCUAUAUCUUUUUGACAAGUGCAAACAAACUACGCUCCAUUGAAAAACCUAUGAAUCACCUGAAGCAUACGAUGUCAAUUGGAAUGAGAAAUAGAAAUAUGAACUAUGCAAACUGUAAGUAGACAAUGGCCCACAGUUCUUCUUUUCAGGUUGGUUUAGGGAAGGGAAGUGCCUUUGUCUCCGAGGGGAGAUCAGGUGUCCCUUGUUUUAAGGGAUGGCCCUUGUAUUGGAGCGGGUUUUGGGCAGUUUCUGGACUGCCAUUCACUGCUUUUCUUGCUUUGGGCCUGACUUUGCAGCCUCCUCCCCAAUUAUCAUCUUCUUUCUCAAUAAAACGCAAUGUAUAUAUGUAUGUAUGUGGUUUGUACCACAAGGGCUCCACUGUGACUUGAUGGGUCUGGAUCAAACUUACUCUUUGUUAUCUGACUUAAAAUAAUUAAGGGGACUGAAUUAAAAGAACUACCCUUUUUGGGCCCAGAGCAGAGGGAAAGGAAAGGAAUGAAGCGGAUUGGCUGUGACCAGGUGAAGUGGCCCUGUGUCAUGUAACUAAGAACGAAAGGGGGCAAAGCAGAUUGGCUGCUGCUAGGUGAUGUGUGUAUAAGGGGAAAGAAGGAAGCAAGGAAAUACUCAUCUUUCUUUUGUUCCCCUCAAACGCCUUAUCGAGAACAUGAGAAAUUUCCACCAUGUUUUUGAAUAUCAACAUCUACAAUGUGUAAUGGCAGCAAUUUCCCAGUGUGUGGUGUAUAUCACUAUACAUUCCAAUUAGCACCAACUGCUCCCCACUUAAAACCUAUAUUAACAAAAUGAAAAAUUUAAAAUCAUAAUGAACUUCCCAUGG